AUGCUUAUAUGGCCUGAAAAAGCCGUUGGAUGCUCGGUGAAUGCUCCGACUUAUGGCGCAUGCUUGGAGGUUUGGAAGCAUCAGUUGUGUUUGCCAUGUGUUUUUUGCACUAAAAUUCAUAGGUGAAGUGUUGGCGGUGCUCAAAUCUUUAUUAAAUUUACAAAACAAAACCACAAAUUUAGGGUAAUUUUUCUGAAAGAAAAAGCCGGAAUUUUCUCCCGACUUUUCGGGUUGACGAAAGUUCGGAUCAACAAAAAAACUGGUCGAUUAAGCGAAGUAGGCAGGUGGUGAUCAGAGAUUGCCACGGUCAAAAUUUCGGCCCCGGCUCCGGCUCUUAGCUCCCAGAGCGGGAGCCGAGGCCGAAUUUAAAGCUCCGGCUCCGGCUCCCGGCUCCCAUAAAAAAUUUAAAAAGGUCUCCGGCUCCGAAUCACGGCUCUCAUAAAAAAAAUUUUUUUUUAAAUAUUUUUUCAAAAAUAAAUGUUAUUGGUGCCAGAGAUCAGAAAACGAACGUUUUUGCAGCCAAGUCGUAUGCAACAAAAAGAUCACGAAGUUUUUACUUUUCUGACCGCUGAGAAGCCUGGCUCCGGCUCCCGGCUCGGAGCCGGAGCCGCUCAGAGCCGGAGCCAAGAGCCGGCUCCGGAGCCGUGGCAAUCUCUGGUGGUGAUUCAAAAAAAUUUUGUAGAAUGUGUCUAG
Messenger RNA from Bursaphelenchus xylophilus (pine wood nematode), 693 nucleotides. The record is from the annotation of a GenBank genome assembly. Lineage: Eukaryota; Metazoa; Nematoda; Chromadorea; Rhabditida; Aphelenchoididae.